Lactuca sativa (garden lettuce) is the source of this 1139-nucleotide messenger RNA. Its product is annotated as dirigent protein 10. The record is from RefSeq and is a predicted model, not a curated record. NCBI's taxonomy places the organism in Eukaryota, Viridiplantae, Streptophyta, Magnoliopsida, Asterales, Asteraceae.
CCUUUACACCCUCCAUCUCCUCUGUAUAUAAACAGACAUCAACUUCACAUAUUCAAAUCAUCUCAUUCCUCAAUACCCACUUCAAAAUCAAUCAUACACACCCUGAUCAGCUUCUGUAAUUGACCAUGGCAACGUCUACAUUCACUUGUCUUUCACUACUCUCCCUUCUCCUCCUAUCCACCACAUUCUCAUUAACCACUGCAGCUCGAACCCUAACAGAAGACCCAGAGACCGCGAUCCCUGUAGCUGCACCCGAUGCAGAUGAUGUCACUCCCUUGGGCGCCAUCCCACCUAACCCAGCUUCCACCACCACCACCGGAACUACCGGUGUGGUGCCCGUUGAAGGUCCCGACCACACACUCACCUUCUUUAUGCACGACAUUCUCGGCGGGUCAAACCCCUCAGCUAAAGCAGUCACCGGAGCCGUCACUAACCCCGCCUUGAAUGGUCAGGUUCCCUUCGCUAAACCUAACGGAGCAAAUCUCCCGGUCAACAAUGGCGUCUCACAGGAUGACGGAAACAGCGGAGUCCUCAACAACAACAAUCUCCCGUUUCUUACUGGCCUAGGUGGAACCACUUCAAAUGUCUUCCAAAACAACAAUAAUAACAACAACAAUAACAAUGUUUUUGCUGCCAUUGGUGGACAGCUCCCGCAAGGAAACGCGUUGCAACAGUUUAUGUUCGGAACGUUGACUGUGAUUGACGAUGAGUUGACCGAAGGACACGAACUUGGAUCUGGUUUGAUCGGAAAGGCUCAAGGGUAUUAUGUAUCGAGUUCCAUAGAUGGGAAGAGUCAGACGAUGGCGUUUACUGUGAUGUUUAUGCACGGGAGUUAUAUUGAUAGUUUGAGCUUUAUGGGGGUUCACCGGAGUGCGGUGGCGGAGUCCCAGCUGGCGGUGAUGGGUGGCACCGGGAAGUAUGUGAAUGCUAAAGGGCAUGCGGUGGUGAAGACUUUUCAGGGGACAAACCAGCAGAAUAAUGAUGGAACUGAGACACUGCUUCAGUUUCAUGUAUAUCUUGCGUAUUAGUUUGUAUAAGUCUAUGUGUGUUUGGUUUCUAUUUAUAUGCUUUCCAUGUUUAUGUGAUGUUAUGAAAAUUUGUGUGUGAAAUACAAAAGAAUUUAACAAUUUCUACUUUUC